CUAUCGAUAUAUCGAAUGGUGGUUAUUUUUUGCUACUAUCGAUGUUUUAUUUUCACUACCGAUGGUAUCGAACAGAAUUUUAUCUCUGUCCCAUCACUACUUCUGACAAAGGACGCGCUAAUCGGUGGAAAAUUUGGACACAUUGCAAUUAGUGUUGGCGGUUCUAUGGAUAAUUACCUGAGAAUUUCCAAUAACAAAGAUGCCAGAAUGUUCUGGACAUCAGCAGUGACCCGGAAGAGGGAAGUCCCUGUACGAACAGUUCAAGAGUUGGAAAAUCGAAGGUAUGGAGAUAUUUUGAAAAAGCAAAACGAGGUAAAACUGCCGCUAUUGUGACAAAAUUUACAAGACGAGUGGCAAUACGUCUAACAUGUUUGACCAUCUAAAGCGAUCGCACCCUUCAUUAAAAGAAUUGUCAAAGCCAUCGGGAACAAUAACUUCCUAAUUGGAUAAAUCGAAGGUGUAUGAAGUAUCAUCACAACGAAAAAAGACCUUGACAGUGCUUUGGUGAAAUUUAUUGCGUCAGAUGUGCGACUAUUUGCAAUAGUAGAAGACAAAGGAUUUCGCGAAUUUGUGAAGGAACUCAAUCCUCGUUACGAAUUACCAUCUCGAACGACCCUUCAAAAUGUGUUUAUGGCGAACAUUUUGAACAAGAUAACGGCAAUCGUCACCGACCAUGCUAAGUCAAUGCUGAAAGCGUGCGAACUGUUACAAAAACGGAACCUUCCAUGUUUUGCUCACUCGCUAAAUUUAGUUGUGCAAGAAAGUUUAAUGCUAGACAACAUUCAACUCAUUCUAUUGAAAUGCAAACGCAUUGUGUCGUAUU
Molecule: messenger RNA, 823 nt
Organism: Rhagoletis pomonella (apple maggot)
Lineage: Eukaryota; Metazoa; Arthropoda; Insecta; Diptera; Tephritidae
Exons: 3
Coding region: 16-333 (105 amino acids)
Source: RefSeq, a predicted model, not a curated record